Molecule: messenger RNA, 1518 nt
Organism: Temnothorax curvispinosus
Lineage: Eukaryota; Metazoa; Arthropoda; Insecta; Hymenoptera; Formicidae
Exons: 2
Coding region: 198-518 (106 amino acids)
Source: RefSeq, a predicted model, not a curated record
UUAAAAAAUGUGAAUAUUGGGUUGAAAUUUUGAUCUGUCAUUUAUUUCUGUCAAUUAAUAUUACAGAUUAAUUAGAAAGUCAACAAUGGAUCAGAAAUGAGUCAACAUCGCGAGCCACGAUUGCGUCGAUCAGCCCAUGAACGAGUGAUAACGACGGAUCACGUAAACAUUACGUGACUGAAGCACGCAGUUAUCUUAUGGAAUUUGUAUUUGCGAGAUAUCCUGAGAAAACUAUCAACGACGUCAACGGUGCAUCUGGCUAUUCACGACCCAGACGUUUCGAGGAAAGCGAUGGGGUGGAUAUGCGGCGUCCAUCCGAUACCGUUACGUUUGCCUAUACGCCUGUGAGCGUGCGACAGAUGCAAAUGGUGAGCGCAUUCAUCCGUCGCCGGGACCGGCGAUCACGGGAAAAAUCGCAAAUAACGGGUUGCGGCCGUUUCACGGGCACCAUAGAAAUGUGGGUUAUGCAGCCAAAAGAGCAAAAAUUUGUAUACAUAAGAAAGGAGGCGGUGCGGUGAAUUGAACGCGGGGGUGCCUUUAUAAGAAUGACAAGCUUCGACUGGAGCCUAGAAUGGACGACUAAAUUUGGCGUGAUCGCAAGACAUCGACAUAAUGAGACGUCGCCGUCGUCGUAUUGAGAAUAACUGUAUUCCUUCGCUGAGGAUUUUUAUUUAUCAUUUUCUUAUUUGUCUAUCAAUCCUCUUUUUUUAACAUUAAUGAGAAUCGCGGAUAAAAGAUCAACGAUAUAUAGAUGUGUUAAAACCAUUAACUUUAUAAUACGAAACUGCGAUUGUUUCUCGCAACGAGAGAGAUAUGUGAAUAUGUGCUAUCAAUUUAAAACUUUUAUUGAUUUUUGUUCGGUUCAAUUUACUGUUUAUUAUUAAUGUUGGAAACUGUCUCUUAAGUAGUUAUUCUUGUUGAUCUAAUUAGUAUUAGAUAGAAUAUGUUUCAAAAUGCGAGAAUUUUUUAUUUUUUAUCUAAUUCAUUUUUUCUUAAUUGUGAUCUGUGAUUUACUUCUCUCUUAAUAUAUUCUGAAAUAUUCUGACAUUGACGUGUUGUAAAAGGGAUCAAUUUCUGAUGUGACGAUUUACGAUCCAUAAAAUGCAAAAGAAGUAUGAAAAAUAGAUCCUAUGAAAAAUGGACUUGAUAUUACGAAACAAAACUAUUUUUUCACGAAAAACUAUAAUGAAAUUACGUUUUCAUAGCUCCCUUGGGAAAAAGUUUCAAAAUUUCUUUUGAAAGUUUCCUUUGAGCACUGCCGACCCUAUUUGUCAAGUUUGAUAAUUUUUGCGUAAAAUACACAAAGUUAAUCCGUCAGGUCAUCAAUCACGUUGACAAGCAGAAAUCCUUUUGGUCAUAAAUCAUGUUAGUUUCAGAAUAAUAAGAAUCUUCAUCUUGUACUUUAUAUCAUUUUGCAACAUUAUUUUUGCGUACUACAUGUGCUAAUUCUAUGUAAAUUUUUAUAAUGUUAUUUUAAACAAUAUUUACAUAUGCACAUGACAAACAAAAACAUGAGAA